This is a messenger RNA of Microthlaspi erraticum, 648 nucleotides long. NCBI's taxonomy places the organism in Eukaryota, Viridiplantae, Streptophyta, Magnoliopsida, Brassicales, Brassicaceae. The record is from the annotation of a GenBank genome assembly.
AUGAGGUUCCACAAGUACAGGCAGCUCGAUCGAGCUGAGUUGGACCAAGGUUGGGGAUGGAUCACGUUCUUGGCAAGAGGAGAAAGGAAGGCAGUGACCUUCAGGCAGUUGGAGAUCCUUUUCGGUUUCACUUAUGGAGAGGGAACCCAUUGGGAUAUCAAGGAAGAUGAGCUACAAAGGGUUUGGGCUACAAUCGCUGAUGGGGCUCUCGCCAACACCUUCUUUGCAAGGAAGGCGACUGGGACAAUAAAUGAGGGAGAAGUGAAGCUCCUUGACAUGGGAAUCAAGCCCAUCAUCUCACGCACCAAGGAUGGGAGGAAGAUCAGGGGAGAUAGAAUCCAUGCAGGGAACCUCAUGCCUCUCAUUGACCAGCUACUCUCCUACAAGACCACCGCCUAUAGCACUCGUUUCAAAAGGGAAGGAAGCUUAGUGUUGGAGGAGUCAUCACGCCUAUCCUCUGUGCAGCUGGAGUCCAUUUGGACAAGAGAAGGUCUACUCCAGCAGGGUGGAUGGAUAUUAAGUUUUGCAAGACCAACCUCUUCAUUGAACACAAGGAGUUGGAUGGGAGGUUCCAAUUCAAAUUCACUCAUCCCUUUGGCUGGCCCCUCCAAGCUUCUUCUACCCAACCCUGAGCUCACCACGGUCUAG